This is a messenger RNA of Gambusia affinis (western mosquitofish), 2452 nucleotides long. Its product is annotated as cyclin-dependent kinase 5 activator 1-like. The transcript is spliced from 3 exons. Bases 1032 to 2036 code for a protein of 334 amino acids. Gene Ontology annotation, cellular component: cytoplasm; protein kinase 5 complex. The record is from RefSeq and is a predicted model, not a curated record. Lineage: Eukaryota; Metazoa; Chordata; Actinopteri; Cyprinodontiformes; Poeciliidae. Gene Ontology annotation, biological process: brain development; activation of protein kinase activity; positive regulation of cyclin-dependent protein serine/threonine kinase activity. Gene Ontology annotation, molecular function: cyclin-dependent protein serine/threonine kinase activator activity; protein kinase binding.
UAGAAAUGGGGGAGUAAAUCGAUAAAAUUCCCCGAAUGAGGCUGUCUAGUUAUUCUCUGUGGGGUUCGACACCCACACGGUGUUCAGUGUGUCUGAUUCAUAAAACCCUGUCAGCUGCUAGCCCCCCGCAACCACCGCCUCGGCGCAGCAGCCGCCGCCGCCGCAGUUUCAGCACCGCGGACAGCGGGGCUCCCGAUAGGCCCCGGCAGCCAGCGGCGGGCCAAUGGCUGCAGCGGCGCGCGUGAACACUGAACACCAGCAGCAGCAUCAGCAGCAGCAUCCCGGCAGCAGCCAAUCAGAGGCCGCCGCUUCCUCUCUCACAUCCAACCCGAAUAACUGCAGAUGUCCGCAUCCAAGCAACGAUUCUCUCUCUCUCUCUCUGGCAGCUUUACAGAGAGAAUAUCUCCCAUCUAUUUUUGGAUUUCAUCUAUUCCCCCUCACACACACACACACACACACACUCUCUCCUCUUCUUCCCCGUUUUCAGCUUUUGUGUCAGUUUAGGGAUCAGAACCUGUUGUGUCUCCGUUCUGUCUGAAGGUCCGUCCGAGCUGUGAGCAACAGCCUCGACCGACCAACGUAAUCUCUUCUUAAUGGAAGACAUCUUCUCUCGCGCUCCGAGGCGCAUUUUCGCAUCUAUCCCGGGCCCCUGUUCCCAUCGACGAAAGAGGGGCCCCCAGUGAGCCAGGCAAAGGGGGGACCGACCAGAGAGACCACCGGCUGGGGGAGAGAGAGAAGCGCGUCAGGCUCUGUUUAUGUAGGCUAUCAUCCGGGACGGAAGCCGUUUUGAGCCGCUGCUGGUGGAUGCCGAUGGUGUCCACAUUUUGUUUUUCCCUUCUUCUUCUUUCAAUCUGAGAGCGCCGAUCCGUCGAGAAGGAACACAUGGAUCCCAGAAGGAGAGAGGAUUAAUUAGAAGGUUGUAACUCCUCCUCAAGUAAGUCACUCUGGCCCCUUCAGAGCUCUUUGUCCUCACCAGUCAAAGAGCUUCUCCCCGUUGAGCUCGGUCCGUCUACAGAGUCUGAUCAGUCACCAUGGGAACGGUGCUGUCGCUCUCUCCGAGCUACCGCAAAGCCGCUCUCUAUGAGGAUGGCCCGGCCACAGUGGGCCACUACACAGCUGUUCAGAACAGCAAGAACGCCAAGGAAGCUGCGGCAGCGGCUAAGUCCCUCAAGCGCCCCUCCAUUAUUAGUGCUUUGCCAUGGAAACGGAUCGUUGCUGUAUCAGCAAAGAGGAAGGGUUCCAAGAAGCUGCAAUCAGAAGUCGGGGACGGCGGGAAAGGGAGCUCCCCGGACGGCCACGCAGCCACCACGACCAACUCAGCCUCCAACAGCCUAAAGCUAAUAAAGUCUCAGUCCUGCGCUAACCUCACGUCAUACUCAUCCGGUCAGGACCCCUCGGCUGCCACCACCACUACCUCCUCCCACCUGCCCACCUCCAAAACCGUUGCAAACGUAGCUGCUGUAGUCGCCAAAAAGAAUUCCCUCACAGGACCUGGAAUCCCGCCUUCCACCGCCGCUGGAACGCCAAAACGGAUCAUUGUUCAGGCUUCCACCAGCGAGCUGAUGCGUAGCCUGGGAGAGUUCCUCUGCCGCCGUUGUUACAGACUGAAGCGCUUGUCCCCCACAGACCCGGUGCUGUGGCUGCGCAGCGUGGACCGCUCACUGCUCCUGCAGGGCUGGCAGGAUCAGGGCUUCAUCACUCCAGCCAACGUGGUUUUCCUCUACAUGCUGUGCCGCGACGUGGUCUCGUCCGAGGUGGCCUCGGAGCGGGAGCUCCAGGCCUCGCUCCUCACCUGCCUCUACCUUUCCUACUCCUACAUGGGCAAUGAGAUCUCGUAUCCGCUGAAGCCCUUCCUGGUUGAAGCAGAGAAGGAAGCCUUCUGGGAUCGCUGCCUGGAGAUCAUCAACCGGAUGAGCGGCAAGAUGCUUCAGAUCAACACCGACCCACACUUCUUCACCCAGGUGUUUGCCGACCUGAAGAAUGAGAGCAAGAAAGAGGAAGAGAAGACUAAGCUUCUCAUAGGCCUUGACCGAUAGAAGGGAUCUGGAAGGGGAGUAAGGAAAGGUGGAAGGAUAGAGAGGAUAGAGAGGUUGCAGUCAGGGAAGGCAAAUGGGAAACAGAGAUGUCUUAACUUAGAGAGAUACAUUCGUCUGGCGUCUCUGUUAGUCCACGAUUUACCAAAUUUCUUGUUUAUAUCCCCAAGGACAAAACAUUUCAAUUCGUAAAUAGAAAUGAAAUCACCAGAUUCAGCUAAUGAAUCACUUAUACACAAACAGAUGGCCUGUGGGACAGAAUUACCAUGUCAAAGUCAAAACAGUGUGAGACCCUGAGGUGGUUCCUACACCUUCAUACCAAACAGUCCACUGGACCUGAUCAAAAUAUGACCUGAGCCUGAAUAAUUAAAGUAACUUGGCUUGAAAAAAGAAAUCUUAAGACAUUUUCUCUAACUACA